This is a messenger RNA of Indicator indicator, 633 nucleotides long. It is a transcript of the gene TDRP, whose product is annotated as testis development related protein. Lineage: Eukaryota; Metazoa; Chordata; Aves; Piciformes; Indicatoridae. Gene Ontology annotation, biological process: spermatogenesis. The record is from RefSeq and is a predicted model, not a curated record. Gene Ontology annotation, cellular component: nucleus; cytosol. Bases 1 to 633 code for a protein of 210 amino acids. The transcript has 4 exons.
AUGUGGAAGCUCAACAAGAGCAGCAAAGUUCUGCUGGACGACUCGCCCGAGGAGGAGGAGACGCGGCCCCGCGGCCCGCCACCGGCUGCCGCCUGCGCCGCCGCCGCCUUCGCGGCCCCCCAGAAUAAAGACCAGUUUCUUCAUGAUGAAUCUUCAUCUUCAGUAUCACAACUUGCAACAAAGGUUCAAGGUGCAAGUUUCCGGGGAUGGAAGGAAGUGACGUCCAUGUUCAACAAAGACGAUGAACAGCAACUGCUAGCAGGAUGCAAGUCUCCAAAAUCCAAAGGAACAAACCUGAAGUUAAAGGAAGAGAUGAAGUUGGAAAAGAAGCCAGGUUUUUGGGACAGUUUGGUGAUAAAGCAGAAUGUCCCAUCUAGGAAACCAGAUGAGAUUGAGGGCUGGGAACCACCGCAGAUGACCACUGCUGAAUCUGCCAGCGAUGCAGCAACUACUUUAAGUGACUAUACAGCCUGGUCAGGCUGGGAAGAUGAAACCAAAGGUUCCACAAAAUACACAAACCUGGCCAGCUCAGGAAACAGUUCCAGGUGGAGUAUCAAAUCAGCUGGAAAGCUGGUUAGUAUCAGACGUCAAAGCAAAGGUAACCUUACUGACAACUGGGAAGAACUAGAAUAA